Messenger RNA from Anneissia japonica, 861 nucleotides. RefSeq lists its product as uncharacterized. Gene Ontology annotation, molecular function: protein binding. The transcript is spliced from 3 exons. NCBI's taxonomy places the organism in Eukaryota, Metazoa, Echinodermata, Crinoidea, Comatulida, Comatulidae. The annotation marks the transcript as partial. The record is from RefSeq and is a predicted model, not a curated record.
GUUAUGGAGUUUUUACCAAAACUGACUUCCAAAAAGGAGACUUCCUGCUUGAGUAUGCUGGUGAACACAUUACAGCGGAGGAGGGCGACAAGAGAGAAAGAGAAGCCAAUUACACUAGUUCUCAAGGCAGUUUUUUAUUUUUUUAUGGAAAAAAUUGUGUGGAUGCAACAUUUGCUGAGUCAAGAUUGGGCCGCUUUGUCAAUGAUGAAGUUUCUAAAAAAGCUAAUUCAGUCAUGAAAAAAAUCGAUGUAGAUGGCAAGCAACAUCUUUGCCUUUUUGCAAAAUGCGACAUAUGUGCAGGAACAGAGCUGCGGUACGAUUAUGGAGUACCAAAUCUUCCAUGGCGGAAGAUGACUGAAGUGGUUAGUUCUAAAAUUAUUUGCAGCAGUUCUAUAACAGGAACAGAUAUUGAUGAACAUAGUUUAUUGAAAGAGAUAGCUUUUUGGUUGAAUGACGAAACUAAACGUGUUUCUGAGAGUUUUGAUUCAGACUGUGAUGAUCCAAAUGAUGACAAAUACGAAUCUGAUGAAAGUUAUUCCGAUUCUGAUUUGAGUAUUGUAAUUCCAGUGACAAAUCCUGUGAGUAUUGACAGGAGUUCACAAUUGAAAAACCAGACAAAGGAACAUAACGUUUUGGAGAAGCAGAUUAGUUGUGUAAAAUCAACAAAGAAAAAUCUGAAGAGACGUUGCCCAUUCUGUGGCAUAUUCCAAGCAAAACUAUCAAGAAAUAUCAAUUUUAAAGCACAAAGACAUCCCAGAAAUUGCAAAUGCUAUGAAAGCUCCUAAAAAAGAACGUUUGGAACUGUUCAGAAAAUUUCAAAAGAAAGGUAUUCUUCAGGAAAACAAAUAUCAGUCAAGUCUU